Messenger RNA from Chironomus riparius, 437 nucleotides. Lineage: Eukaryota; Metazoa; Arthropoda; Insecta; Diptera; Chironomidae. The record is from the annotation of a GenBank genome assembly.
UUAACACUCUUCAAAAAAUUAGUUAAAAAUUAAAAGUAACGAUGAGAACUUUUUUGAUACUUUCAAUGGCAUUAACUUGUGUCAUUUAUUCGAACGCUAAUGGUCGAGGGCAAAUUCCGACUCUACCAUCUUAUAAUUGCACUCAAUGGGAGAAAUGGCUCAACAAGACUUGGCGUGAAAUUUCACUUCCUCAUGCAUACGACUGCACGAGAUUCUACGAAUGCGAUGAUAUCAAAAUUAUUGAAAAAACUUGUGCUGAUCGUUACAGGACUCGUUAUGAUCCGUUUACAAAGCGAUGUGAGUGGAACUACAAAACAAAGUGCAUGACAUUCUAUGACUAUAGUAAAUGUUUUGAAGCUAUUGAAGGAAAAAAGGAAUGGAUGGUUUAGGACUGCUAAUAUUUUGUGGACUUGUCAAUAAAAUUAAGGAAUGCAUUU